AGUUUUUAUUCAAUACUGUCAUUGAAUAUAUUUGAGCGAGAAUGGCAUGAAGUUUUGGCAAAUUGCUGUUUCUGUCUACUCCUUUUUUUCUCUCUUUUGAAAAUGAAUCAUGUUUCAUGUUGGAAAUUUAUCAACUCCUACAGAUCAAGAUGAAUUAAUGUAUCAUGUUCUAUUUGAGACUGCGCACCACGGUUAUUACACACUAUUAGAAGAAAAAGAAAGCCUGGCGGUUCAGAUGAUGAUGACUGACUGGAAAUACGAGGAGCUGUGUGUGGACGGUCUUCACAUUCACACCGGGUUAUGGUUAUGGAAAGUGUUGUGAUUUGAAUGAAGUGAAAACAGUUGUUUGUUGAGGUCACUGCGAUGAGCACAUGCACACAUCAGUGUUUAUUCCACAGUUUCAAUGUAGUGUGUGUGUGUGUGUGUGAGGAGGUUUUACAGUGAUUGAGAGUGAGGGAUUCCCCCGUCGCCGGUAUAAAGCCCAUCACACUCGUCCUCCAGCAAACACACACACACACACACACACACACACACGCUGUGAGUCUGAGCGAUGACACUCAUCAUGAGGAUCUGUGAGUAACCCCAUAUUCACACACACACACACACACACACUGAUGGAGCUGAUAAAUCUCAUCUUUACUCUUCUGUUUGAUUGAAGUGUUUGUGAAAGCUGCUUCACUGCAGUCUCUCUGAUCUGCGUGUGUGCGUGUGUGUGUGUGUGUGUGUGUGUGUGUGUGUGUGUGUGUGUUCCUCAGGUGCUGUGUUCGGUGUAUUAGUGACGCUGGCUCUGGGUUCUCUGAUCCCUCAGAACACACUUCAGUGUGAAUGCCGGAGCGCUGCCAGGUCUCUGCUCUCCAGACUCACACACAUCAUGCAGAAGCAGAGGAAGAUGGAGCACGGGGAUCUGUUUUCCUCCUUUAACUGCACAGAUCUGGAGGCUCAGAUGAUUCCUCACACUCUCACGGUGUCUGUGUGUCAGCCCAACGCUUCUGAUGACAAAGCGUCCUGCUCCAGGAGCUCGUCUUUCAGCGAGGCGGAGUGUCUGACGAACAUCAGAGCCGAUCUGCGCUAUUAUGACGCGAUGCUGGACUCCUACAGGCCCAGCAAGACCGAUCUGAGUCCAGUGAAGACGGACACCAAAGCCCUGCUGGAUUGUUUGAAUGAGAAGUGUGAGUCUGCGGACGGAGAGUUUCCUAAGCAGUGGGACGUCUGGAGCGGCUCGUCCUUCGAUGACCGUCUGUCCCUCUGCAAAAUCCUGAAGGGCUUCCACAUCCGGGCCAUCACCAUGAACCGGGCCCUGGGCUACAUCGGCUCCGGGGAGCACAGGAAAUGAUGUCAUCACUACAGCGCCUCAUCAAACACGGCUGACGCCCGUCAGUCACGUAUAAGCUGGAUAAUUAUGUUCAUCACUCACUCAAUCUAUUUAUUUGUUUUGAGAAAUUAUUUAUGUCUUAUUAAUUUAAUUAUUUAUUAAUUAUUUAUUAAAAUAUUUCUGUGACAGAA
Molecule: messenger RNA, 1503 nt
Organism: Puntigrus tetrazona (Sumatra barb)
Lineage: Eukaryota; Metazoa; Chordata; Actinopteri; Cypriniformes; Cyprinidae
Gene: il12a
Product: interleukin 12a
Exons: 6
Coding region: 872-1333 (153 amino acids)
Source: RefSeq, a predicted model, not a curated record